AUGGCGGAGACCUGGCCCCUUGUCCCUACUCACUGGCAGGUGUCCCUGGGCCUGGGCAUGAGGCUGGCAGAGGGUCAGAGCCCCCCGCGCACCCCCCUCCUGCUGCUCACGAUCUGCGUGUUGCUGGCUCCGGCCCGGUGUUCUCCGGGCAGGCCCUCCUGGCGCUAUGUGUCCUCGGAGGUGGUGGUCCCUCGGAAGGAGCUGUACCAGGGCACAGGAGUCCCCCUACCCGGAUGGCUGUCCUACAGCCUGCGUUUUGGGGGCCAGAGGCACGUGAUCCGCAUGAGGCGCAAAACCCUGUUCAUGCCCGGCCCGCCACUGCUGCUGACGCAGGACGAGUACGGCAGCAUGCAGGCCGAUUACCCCUUCAUCCCGGCCGACUGCUACUACCUGGGCUACCUGGAGGAGACCCCGCUGUCCAUGGUCACGCUGGACACGUGCUACGGGGGCCUGAACGGCAUCAUGAAGCUGGAUGACCUCACCUACGAGAUCAAGCCCCUCAAGGACUCCCGGCGGUUUGAGCAUGUGGUCUCUCAAUUGGAGGCUGACGCCCAGGCCACGGGACCCGCAUCCCCGCCGGGAGACACGGAGGACCUGGAGCCGCUGCUGCCACGGCGAGUCAGUGAGUCUCCCAGGUUGUCGGCCCAGCUAUACGCCACCCACCACGGCCACAUCCAAGGCCUCUUCAUGAGCUCUUUCUCCACGUACUCACUGUUCCAGAAUGUGACGGAAUGUGCCAAGUUUCUGGUCCGAAUAGGCAGUUUGAUAGACACCUUUCUGCGUGGCAUUGAUCUGAGGGUCUACGUCUACAUCUUGCUUAUCUUUAAUACUAAAGAUCCAGCCCAGAUGAAUGAUUACCGGGUGCCAGGAGGCGCGUUUCAUACCUACUAUAGGUAUUAUAUAUAUUUGGAACUCUUCCCCGACGUGGGUUUUAUAGUGAUAACAGGAGGGCCAUUAGACCAUGACUUUUCACCAAGUGCACGUGCUAUUUGUAACGAUGAAAAUCUGGUCAUGCUUGGUCACGGAGACAGACACUUCCUACUGCUUUCUAUCACAGCAACCAAUCACCUGGGGAGAAUCAUUGGUCUGUAUUACGACACCCCAGAGUGUGUCUGUCAGAGGAGAAGCACCUGCCUCAUGUACAGGUACCCUGAGGUGACAGACUCUUUCAGUAACUGCUCCUUUGCACACAUGAGCACCCUCUUUUAUAACUCGUAUGGCAAGUGUAUGUUCAGCAGCAUCGUACCUUACCCAAACAGAACCCGGACACAGGAUCGCUGUGGGAACCGGGCAGUGGGCCCCAGGGAGGAGUGUGACUGUGGCUCGCUCAAAGAGUGCUCCCUUGAUGCGUGCUGCACGACUGAGUGCCAACUCACCCCCGGAACCCAGUGUCACGUGGGCGACUGCUGUGAGCACUGCAUGCACACCCCCGCCGGCAGCCUCUGCAGACCCAUCAUGAAUAUAUGUGAUCUUCCCGAGUACUGCCUGGGCACACACCACGCUUGCCCCGAUAACACCUACGUCCAGGACGGUACCCCGUGCUCCGAGGAGAGCUACUGCUUCCAGGGGAACUGCACUGACCGCACCAUGCAGUGCCAGGAGAUCUUCGGUCAGUCUGCCAGAAACGGUGAGGGCUGCUACAUGAUUAAUGCACUCGGCUAUCGCUAUGGACACUGUGGUCGGAACCCUGAAAACCGGAUCCCUAAGAAAUGCGACUGGGCAGAUGUGCAGUGUGGAAGGCUGCAAUGUACCAACGUCACCAAUAUUCCCCAGCUGCCAGAGCACGUUGGGUUCCACCAGUCUCUGGUCAGAGAGGAUACAACGUCCCUGUGUUUUGGGCUGGAUGAGCACCGAGCAACAGUGACCGCUGAUGUCGGCCAAGUGAGGAACGGAGCCCCCUGCUCCAGAGGAAAGUUCUGCAUUAAUAACAAAUGUGACGGAGUGAUCAGGGAAUUAACCUAUGACUGUACUCCUGAAAAAUGCAACCAUCGGGGAAUCUGUAACAAUCACAAGAGCUGCCAUUGCAGGGCUGGCUGGAAGCCCCCGAAAUGCACUGUUCCAGGGUCCGGUGGGAGUAAGGAGGGCGGACAACCUCGAUUCCGAAAGCUGCUCGUAAUACCAAACAAAGCAAAACUGAUAGAGCUUAGAGUUAUCUUUUGUCGUGUGUAUAUGUUUGUGGCUGCUCUUCUUCUUGGCGUGGCUGCGAACUCAAAAACUAUCCUGGCUGAACCCGGGAAAGAGGAGAAUGAAGCCAAAGAGGCACAGGGAAAAGUGUGA
Molecule: messenger RNA, 2277 nt
Organism: Sorex fumeus (smoky shrew)
Lineage: Eukaryota; Metazoa; Chordata; Mammalia; Eulipotyphla; Soricidae
Product: disintegrin and metalloproteinase domain-containing protein 20-like
Exons: 1
Coding region: 1-2277 (758 amino acids)
Biological process (GO): male gonad development; proteolysis
Cellular component (GO): external side of plasma membrane; sperm head plasma membrane; plasma membrane
Molecular function (GO): metalloendopeptidase activity
Source: RefSeq, a predicted model, not a curated record